UUCUUCCAAGAACCACUCCCCGAGAAGAAAGAAUGGGGGAGGCCCGGCGGAUGGAAGAGGCUGAGAUCGACGAAUUCGAGGUCGUGGAUCUGGUGCCCGCACCGCUGCUGCCCAGACAUAGGAAGACGAAAUGGCGGUGGAUCAAGAUCAUCGGAAUCGCCGCUCUGGGCGUGGCUCUAAGCAUCGUGUUUGCGAUCUGGAUCCUGCCGCUGCUGCUCGACAAGAUCGUAAUCCCGGUGCUGGUGUGGGUAGCGUCACGAUUCAAGCGGCAUCAGCUGGCCCUGGUGCUCAUGGCGGCUCUCUCCAUCUUCCCGGUCUUGCUCAUUCCAUCCGGGCCCCCGAUGUGGUUGUCCGGCAUCAUCUUUGGAUAUGGAAUCGGCUUCAUUAUCAUCAUGGUUGGCACGACCAUCGGCCAAACGCUCCCAUACUUCGUCGGCCACUACCUCUUCCAUCACCGCAUCCAAGAAUGGCUUUCAAAGUGGCCACGAAAGGCUGCCGUGCUGAGAGCUGCUGAAUCCGGUGGCUGGUUCCACCAGUUCCGCACUGUGACGCUCCUCCGAGUCGCCCCGAUCCCUUACACGCUCUUCAACUACGCCAUCGCCGCGACCAACAUCGAGUUCUGGCCUUACAUCGCCGGCUCCAUCGCUGGAAUGGUCCCAGAAGCCUUCAUCACCAUCUACAGUGGGAGGCUACUCAAGAGUUUGGCCGACGCCAAGCACGCCAAGCGACACAUGAACGCUGUGGAGAUCACUUACAACGUCGUGGGCUUCUGCGUGGCACUGGCAGCCGGGGUCUCACUCACGGCCUACGGCCGGAGAGCUCUCCAAGAGAUGGAACUCAAAGCCGAGCAACAACUUCCGACCUCGCCCAGCCUCCAACUAGAGAGCGUGGAGCUGGAUCCUCAGCGUCGCCCUCUUUCUUAAGAACAACAAAAAUCAGGCAAGAACUACCUAAGAAAAUCUGUUUCAUACGGUGAGCGCUAUGAUACUACUUGGCCUCCUUUUUCACGAA
Molecule: messenger RNA, 1011 nt
Organism: Selaginella moellendorffii
Lineage: Eukaryota; Viridiplantae; Streptophyta; Lycopodiopsida; Selaginellales; Selaginellaceae
Product: TVP38/TMEM64 family membrane protein slr0305
Exons: 4
Coding region: 33-923 (296 amino acids)
Source: RefSeq, a predicted model, not a curated record